AUGUACGAGUUACCGAGCCUGGUGAAGACGGCGUACUACGCUUGCAACCAGAUCGAGCGCGCCAAGUAUGACUUGUUGAGAACAAGGCACGUCGAUUUGCGAAGUUGUUGCUUGUCGCUGUUCGAACUGUUCAAAGCCGAAAGAAACACAGACGAGGACGACGGCAGGGAGACAAUGUACAGCAGAUCGUCAUUGCCCAGCGAGUUUGGAAAAGUGUGCGAGUUGGCAGCGUUGUACGGACACAUCGAUUGCCUGAGACUCGCUCGUGCAAUCGGCGUGCCUUGGGAUGACCGUUUAUCUUUUACCACUCUUAAUAUCAUGAGUAUCAUGAGAAUAGGUUCGGCGUGCGAAAUGGCUGCGAUAUCGGGCAAUCUGGACUGUCUACAGUAUGCACGGGACAACGGCUGCCCGUGGGACGAAGAGACGUGUGCCAGUGCCGCGAAGAACGGCCACAUGGACUGUCUACGGUAUGCACGGGACAACGGCUGCCCGUGGAACGAAAUUACGUGUGCCAAGGCCGCGAAGAACGGCCACAUGGACUGUCUACGGUAUGCACGGAACAACGGCUGCCCGUGGGACGAAGAGACGUGUGCCAGUGCCGCGAAGAACGGCCACAUGGACUGUCUACGGUAUGCACGGGACAACGGCUGCCCGUGGGGCCAAAAGACGUGUGCCAGUGCCGCGAAGAACGGCCACAUGGACUGUCUACGGUAUGCACGGGACAACGGCUGCCCGUGGGACGAGAAUACGUGUUCCUUUGCCGCAUUGAACGGUCACAUGGACUGUCUACGAUAUGCACGGGACAACGGCUGCCCGUGGGACGAAAUGACGUGUGCCAAGGCCGCGGAAAACGGCCACAUGGACUGUCUACGGUAUGCACGUGACAACGGCUGCCCGUGGAACGAGUGGACGUGUUCCAGUGCCGCAUCGAACGGUCACAUAGAUUGUUUACGGUAUGCACGUGACAACGGCUGCCCGUGGGACGUGGAUACGUAUUUCACCGCCUUGCACAACGGUCAUUUAGACUGUAUCAAUUACGCAUUGGCUAAUGGGUGCCAUCCAGAAAUGCGCGAUCACAAUGUGAACAACGGUGGAGAAGACGGGCGUUCUUCGGACGAGGACAGUGUACUCGAUGUAGCAUGA
Messenger RNA from Acyrthosiphon pisum (pea aphid), 1143 nucleotides. RefSeq lists its product as uncharacterized. NCBI's taxonomy places the organism in Eukaryota, Metazoa, Arthropoda, Insecta, Hemiptera, Aphididae. The transcript has a single exon. The record is from RefSeq and is a predicted model, not a curated record. Gene Ontology annotation, molecular function: protein binding. The coding region runs from base 1 to 1143 and encodes 380 amino acids.